CAUUUCGUUUAGCUUUUAAGAAUCAUAAGACCAGAAUGCUGUACACGUAUUUAGUCCAAAUGAUUUCGGAGCUCCAAAUCCUUGCAAGUUUAAAUAUUCGGCCUCUUGAGUCUUCUUUAUCUCAACUUUGAGACGAAGAAUUCCUUUUGCAGGCUGCUAUGGGUGACGCUCCAAGCAAUGAAGUUUAUGAAACCCAACUACCUUCUAAGCCCACAAUUCGAAUUUCAGGCAAAAAGCUCUUCCUAAACGACCUCCCUGUCUUGCUCGAUGUCCCCGAAAGCGUAACCCUCAUGCCUGCCGGAAAUUCUGCAUUAUCCGGCCACUUCCUUGGCGUCACGGCGGAAGCUCCUGCCAGUCGCCAUGUGGCAUCCAUUGGAAAGCUUAGGUCCAUCACUUUCUCGAGCAUUUUCAGGUUUAAGGCUUGGUGGUCCACACUCUGGGUGGGGACCCAGGGUUCGGACCUGGAGAUUGAAACUCAAUUCCUGCUUCUUAACACGCCGGAAAAGCCAGAAUCCGGUGGCCUCUAUUUACUUAUCUUGCCCCUCAUCGAUGCCGGUUUCGCAGCUUCUAUUCAGGCUGGAACCGAGGACAACGUUGAUAUUUGUGUAGAAAGCGGGACAAGCUCGGUAAUUUCCAACGACUUCCCGAGGUCGGCAUAUAUAAACUCUGGAAGUGAUCCUUACCUUUUGGUGAAGGAAUCAAUGCGGGAACUUAGUCGCCGGAAAUUGGGUAAUUUCCGGCUUCUAGAGGACAAAAACGUGCCGGAAUUCGUCGACCGGUUCGGUUGGUGCACGUGGGACGCUUUCUACUUGUCAGUGGAGCCGGAAGGUGUACUACGAGGUGUGGAGGAACUGACACGCGGCGGUUGCCCACCUGGUUUCUUGGUGAUAGACGAUGGUUGGCAAUCAAUCUCCACCGACCAAGAGCCAGAUCAAGAGGCGGAGUCACUGGCUAGUGCCGAUAACGAGAUGGCUUGCCGGUUAGCCGGAUUUCAGGAGAACGUCAAGUUCCAGAACUACUUUUCCGGCGAGAGGAGGGAGGGAGGGUUUCGUGGAUUUGUGAAGGACUUGAAAGGGAGGUUUGAGAAUUUAGAUUAUGUUUACGUUUGGCACGCGCUGUGUGGGUAUUGGGGUGGAGUGAGGCCGGGAAAAUGUGGUGUUCCGGCGAGGAUUUUGCCGGUGAAGCGGUCGCCGGGGCUGAAGGGGACGAUGGAGGAUCGUGCAGAGAGUAAGAUGGUCCUCCGUGGGAUUGGUGCGGUCCCCUCCGAGAGUGUGAGAGAUUUGUAUGAGGGCAUGUAUUCGUAUCUCAGCCAAGUGGGGAUCGACGGCGUCAAGGUGGACGCUAUUCAGAUUCUGGAGGCGCUAGGCGAAGAGCUGGGCGGUAGGGUCCACCUCACCAAUGCAUAUUACUCCGCUUUAAACGCGGCUGCGAACAAAUACUUCAAAGGCAACGGCGUCAGUUGCAGCAUGCAAAACAGCAACGACUUUCUUUUACUCGGAACCAACCAAAUCGCUGUCGCCCGAGCCGGCGACGAUUUUUGGACGGAGGAUCCAUGCGGUGAUCCCGAGGGCUCAUACUGGCUGCAAGGGUGCCAUAUUGUUCACUGCGCCUACAAUAGCGUCUGGAUGGGCCAUGUUGUACUCCCAGACUGGGACAUGUUUCUAUCGACUCACCAGCGAGCCCACUUCCACGCGGCCGCACGCGCCAUCUCAGGUGGGCCCAUCUACGUAAGCGACCGCUUGGGGCAGCACGACCUAGAGCUAUUGAAGAAGCUGGUGUUGCCUGACUCGACUCUUUUGCGGUGCGUGGCCCAUGCCCAGCCCACACGAGACUGCCUCUUCAUCAAUCCUCUUCACCCUCACGGCCCGCCUCUCAAGCUUUGGAACAUCAACAGGUGCACAGGCGUGGUUGGAGCCUUUUCAUGCGAUGGAGGCGAGUGGUGUAGAGUGGAGCGCAGGUUUAGGCGCGCACGCCACUCGCCAGAACGAGCCCAGGAGCGUCAAACAACUGCAUGCUACACAGACGUCGAUGUGUGGCGCACAGACGCACCUUCGAAGAGCUUCAUCGCUUUAUCUCACCUGGCCGAGAAGCUAACCGUAUUGAGCGCCCCCGACAACAAAGUGCCCAUCGGUGUUGGGGCCUCUUGGUUUUGAGCUUGUGACC
This is a messenger RNA of Amborella trichopoda, 2163 nucleotides long. Its product is annotated as galactinol--sucrose galactosyltransferase. The record is from RefSeq and is a predicted model, not a curated record. Gene Ontology annotation, molecular function: galactinol-sucrose galactosyltransferase activity. NCBI's taxonomy places the organism in Eukaryota, Viridiplantae, Streptophyta, Magnoliopsida, Amborellales, Amborellaceae.